Molecule: messenger RNA, 2703 nt
Organism: Scophthalmus maximus (turbot)
Lineage: Eukaryota; Metazoa; Chordata; Actinopteri; Pleuronectiformes; Scophthalmidae
Product: zinc finger and BTB domain-containing protein 5-like
Exons: 1
Coding region: 395-2443 (682 amino acids)
Biological process (GO): regulation of transcription by RNA polymerase II
Cellular component (GO): nucleus
Molecular function (GO): RNA polymerase II cis-regulatory region sequence-specific DNA binding; protein binding; DNA-binding transcription factor activity, RNA polymerase II-specific
Source: RefSeq, a predicted model, not a curated record
AUUGUAAAGAUUGAGAGGAGCGACUGUGCCGUCGACAAUGGAUGCAAACUGCAGCGUGGCUGUGAGAGCGCUAUGAAUUGUGUACAAUGAGAACUACGGAAGGGGGACGCUACAAUUCAGGACAUCGUGUUUGAGAAGCCGCAGUAAGAGAGGGAGAGCUGUGCGGACAGCGGGCGGUUGCAGUUGGAGACAAAGCCCGAGUCCGAGUCGCAUCUUCCCGCCUCAUUGCUGGACCAGGCCCGCCCAUAGUCCGGAGCAUCUCACGGAGACCCGGCUACAGCACAAUGAACCGCUACACCGGAGGUAAGCUGACGUCAGCCUGGUGCCGCUUUCAGCAUGAUGAGACACACCAGUGAGACCUCCAAGAUUAAAUCAACUAUUUCCAGCGGCCAUCAUGGACUUCCCAGGUCAUUUCCAGCACAUUUUCAAGCAGCUCAACCACCAGCGUCUGCACGCUCAGCUGUGUGACUGUGUGGUGGUGGUCGGGGGUCAGAGCUUCCAGGCCCACCGCUCCAUCCUGGCGGCAUGCAGCUCUCACUUCAGGGCUCUCCUGAGCUCCAGUGACAGCGCCGAUGAGGCUGGAGGAGCUGACAGAGGCGAAGGGGGCGGCCCCAGUGUGAUGGAGCUAGAUCCAGAGGUGGUGACCCCCGAGGCCUUCUCCACCCUGCUAGACAUGAUUUACACCUCCACCCUCUCCCUGGGGGCGUCCAAUGUGAUGGAUGUGCUGCUGGCGGCCUCGCACCUGCACCUGAACACUGUGGUGAAGGCAUGCAAGCUCCACCUGUCCAGGAAAAACUUCCCUGCCUCGCCACCCAAAGGAUGGAGGUCAGUGCAACAGCAGCAGCAGCAGCAGCAGUGUCUCCCCUCACUGGAAGAGCGGUCUUCCUCGCUUCGGCUGGUCUCCUCUGCUAUGGAGGAGGAGUCAGAUGAAGGAGGAAUGGGAGUCGUGGUGAGCCAGUCGGUUGGGGGUGAAGAUCCGGGGUUGUGGAGGAGAGUCAACGGCGAGCAGAGCACAGCGGCACCUUCGUCGAGGUAUAAACGAAAGUCACACGAGGACAGGCUCGGCUGCAGGAAGAGAAGCUGCAGGCUGCCUGGGGAAAACUACAAGGAGUAUUCUCCUACUGUGACCAGCAGAAGCACCGUCAGCACAGAGGAGGGAGAAGAGAAUCUGCUGUCCCUGGACUGCCUGAAGACAGCUGACAGAUUUUCGGAGAACCACGCUGAUGAUGAGGAGGAGGAGGAGGAGGAUGUGGAGGAGAAAUACGAAACAACAAAGGGAGAGUCAGAGGAGAUCCAGCUACCAAGCCAGUCAGACAGCAGCAAAGGAGGUGUGUGGAAGAGGGAUGGAGAUCCAGAUGGAGACACAGUGGUGAAAGUGAAGGUGGGAGAAGAAGGGGAGGAAGAGGAGCCAAAGAUGGUGGUAAUCGAGGUGAAAAAGGAAAACUUGGGGGCCUAUUCCCCAGAUUUAGAUUCUCCCCCAUCUCCACCACAAGAAUGCACAGACAACUUGAACACACAAGUGGAUGAUGAGAAAAAGGACACUGGUGUUGGCUCUUUUCAAUCUCAGCUGUGCUCAGAUCUACAAACGGAUGCACACAGAGGAGCAGAGGAUUUGGGCGAGGACGGUGAAGGUCUGGACAGCCUGUCAGAGCUGGCCUUCUCCUGCUUCCUCAAUCCCAGUGCCGACAAUGUAAUGGGAGCACUGGAUGAAGAAGACAGCCUCGCUACUCUCACGGCUGCUGCCACUGCAGCUGCCGCCGCUGCCAGCGAUGCUCCUGCAGCUGCUGGAAACAUCGUGGUACCAUGUCAAAACCCAGAAGAAGCAAACACCUCUUCUGCUCAGUCCUCCGAUUCCUCCUCCUCUCUCGUUUUUCCAGUAACGCCUGUCCCCUUGCAGCAGCUUCUCCCGACUCAAAGCUCUGGUUUUAGCGACACGGUCAUCCUACAGUCCACCCAGAACUCUUUAGCAGGGUUCCUGAGCGGCAUCGGACCAGGCCUCAGUCUGGAGGCCUCCCUCGUCCAACCUUCCAGGGUCGGGAAAUGCUCAGGGGCAACAACCUUCCGUCGCAUCGCCCCCAAAGUGCCGCCUGGAUCAGAAGCCGGCACCGAUCCUUCCUAUGGAUCAGCGCCGGGGGAAGCUGCUGAUCGGCCACCCCUAACCAGAGCUUCAGAGGAUGUUCUGUCCAAGUGCAAAAAAGCAGCUGCUGAGGACCAUGUGUUGUUAGUGGAAGGGGAGAAGAAAUACGCAUGCAACAUCUGCUGUAAGACAUUCAUGAACCUGACUGACUGCAAGAAGCACAUUCGUGUCCACACAGGAGAAAAGCCCUAUCCCUGUCCCAAGUGUGGCAAACGCUUCAGCCAGUCGUCCCAUCUAUACAAGCACUCCAAGAAUACCUGCCUCAACUGGAAAGACGAUCAGUCAUUCCCAGAACCUCUGCUCUGACCUCUUUGUGAGAGCUACACACAGUUCUGCAUAAAAAAAAAUCUAAUUUAAUAAUUCCACAAUUUAUAAAUCAUUGAUUGAGUAACAUGAAUUCAAAAUGAAAUAGGUGAUGUAUCUCCUAUUUAUUGUUUUCAAUGUUAAUGUUUCCAGAUCUGAAACAGAUGAAUUGCAGCCAAACCCAUGUAAAUGCACUGAAACUAUUCUCAAAGUACAACAUGAUUGAGUGAUGAGACAAUAAAUAAUGCACUUGGCGAUUUUUA